Molecule: messenger RNA, 3435 nt
Organism: Chiroxiphia lanceolata (lance-tailed manakin)
Lineage: Eukaryota; Metazoa; Chordata; Aves; Passeriformes; Pipridae
Gene: LRRCC1
Product: leucine rich repeat and coiled-coil centrosomal protein 1
Cellular component (GO): cytoplasm; centrosome
Molecular function (GO): protein binding
Source: RefSeq, a predicted model, not a curated record
GCGGGAGAGCGGCGGUGCCCUGACGCGGUUGUGUCCCGGCCGUAAGGCAGGAGCGUCGCCGUGGGAGGCGAGGGAGGUCUGAAGCGAGGAGCGGUCUGCGCGGGGCCCGGCGGGAUGGCAGGGGAGCCCGGCGGGAUGGCAGGGGUUCCCGGCGAGAUGGCAGGGGUUCCCGGCGAGAUGGCAGGGGUUCCCGGCGAGCUCAGCCUCAUGGAUAGGGGCCUUAAGAGCCUGCUGGAUGUGUCCCUGAGCUCGGACCUGCACACGCUCAACGCCCACUGCAACCGCAUCGCCAGGAUCGAAGGGCUCGGCCACCUCCGCAACCUGCAGCAUUUGGAUCUGUCCUCGAACCAGAUCCGCCGGAUCGAGGGGCUCAGCUCCCUGGCGAACCUGCGCACCCUGAGCUUAUCCUGUAACCUGAUAACCAAAGUGGAGGGACUGGAAAAACUCUUUAAUUUAACUGUGCUGAACUUGUCAUAUAAUCGCAUACAUGAUCUCUCUGGAUUUCGAUCCCUUCAUGGAACCAGAUAUAAGAUUAGCCACAUUGAGCUUCACAGCAACUGUGUAAGCAACAUUAUUCACUUACUUCAGUGCACGAAGGGGCUGCACUGUUUGACGAACCUCACACUGGAAAAAAACGGAAAAGCCAAUCCAGUUUGUCACACAGCAGGUUAUAGAGAAACUGUUCUUCAGUCGUUGCCCCAGCUAACAGCUCUAGAUGGAAGAGGUAUUUCUGGUGAACCAGUGGACCUGGAAGAAAAAAACUGUUCAGAUUUGCAGUUCUUAGAAGACGUUUUGGGCUCUUUGGUUUCAUCUGGGUGCCCCUCAUCCAGAGAUCAGAACAGUGUUGCCUUACCGCUGGCGACACCUCAUAUUGACCAGGCAUUGGCUAAUUUUCGUCAGCGUACAAGAAUAGCAGUACAAGGUGCCACCAGCUCCUCCACAGAGCUUGUCUCAUCUUCAGAACCAGAGAAGACUGAACUUGAUAAAAUACACAGUGAGAUGAGGAUUAAAAGAAUAGAAGAUCUGAUUUCACAGAUACUGCAAAAGGUAUCUGAUAGCUCAAGACAGGAAGCUCCUCCAAGUUGUCUCAAAGCUAAGAGAGACACAGAUCCAACUUCUGAGAGUGAAAAUGAGAGUGGGAAAGAGAACAACAGAAAGGUCAUGAAAAGAAGCAAAAUCCCUCCUCACAGGAGAACUACCUUAUCUCCUAAGUGUCAUGCGAGUCAUCUUAAGAACAAAAUAACCAACAGGGAAGAGAAGAAGAGUUCCUCAAAGUGUUCAUACUCCAGUCAGAGAGACUCUCAUCUUAAUUCAUCGUCAGAUAAUCAAGACUUGAAAGUAGUGGGAAGAAAAGCUGAAAUACUGACUGGUAGACAGAGCAAUAUAGAAAAACUAGAAGAAAGUCAUUCAAAUCCCACAGAGGAAUCAACAUACCAAGUGCUGAUUCAAGAACUGGAGCAGGAGAAAGAAAGGAGGUGGAAAGCAGAGCAAGCAGAGAAGAAAUUAUUAGAGCAUGUCAAAGAGCUACAGAAGCAUUCAAAAGAAGAAAAGAAUAUUCAGAGUAUGGCUGUAUACACUACAGACAGGCUAAAGGAAUUGAUAUUGAAAGAGAGAGAUGACAAAGCAAGACUGCAAGCAGAUGUCCAACAGUUGAAAGAUGAAACUGAAAGACUUACUAAUGAGUUAAAUCAGGCAAGAAAUAAAGAAGCAGAACAUCAGAAGGCCAUGCAAGCUUUAGAAGAAACACUAUCCAAGAUGGAGACACAGAGAUUGCAGCAACGAGCAAUAGAGAUGAAACAAGUGCAAGAGGCAGAGCUUAAAGCAUCAGCAAAUGAAAGAGAAGUACAGUUACUUCGAAUAUCCUUCCGACAACAGAAGGAGAAGGUAAAACAACUACAUGAACUUCUCAUAUUAAGAGAGCAAGAGCAAAGGAAAGAACUUGAAAGCCGAGUUCCUUUAAAUGGACCUGAAUUUCAAGAUGCUUUGUCAAAAGAAGUGGCUAAAGAGGAGCAGAGGCAUGAACAGUGUGUUAAAGAAUUUCAGGAGAAAAUUAACACAUCCUACCAGAAGUACAGAGAGUUAGAAGAUGAAUUUCGUUUAGCUCUAACUGUUGAAGCAAAAAGGUUUAAAGAGGUAAAAGAGGGUUUUGAAAAUGUUUCUGCUGAUCUAGUUAAACAUAAGCGAGCCCUCUUUGAGUCUGAGCAAAGGGAAAAAGAUAUGGCAAGUCUGAUCCAAGACCUGACAAGUAUGGUAGAAGAACAGAAAGCAAAGAUUGCAGAAUUAACAAAAGCAAAUGAAGAAGCUACAGCAAACCUAAAGUGUCGAACUCGAGAACUUGAAACUGUGACUGAGGAGGACAAACAGAAGGCCGUUCAAGUCGAACUUCUAAAAAAGGAAAAUGGAAAACUUACUUCUCAGCUGACAGCCCAGGAAUCUGUGAUUGAUGGGUUAAAAAUGGAAAGAAAAAUAUGGGGACAGGAGCUGGCACAACAGGGAGCUCAUCUUGCUCAAGAUCGGGGAAAACUGGAAGCUAAAAUUGAAGUUCUGACAAAUGAGAUUGAAAUGUUAAAAAAGCAAAAGGAACAGGACAGUGAUACUAUAAGAAUUAAAAACAAAAUACUGGAUGAUCAGACAGAAACAAUUAGGAGAUUGAAAGAAGGCUUACAAGAAAAAGAUAAACAAAUCAGAAAACAGCAUGAAGAAAAUCGUGAAGCUCAGAAAUUGUUUGAAGUAGAGCUGGAUGAAAAAGCUGCUGAAUGUGAAAAGCUAAUGGAAAAAUUAGAAAGGCAGAAUGAAAGAAAAGAGGAAUUAAAGCUACUAGAAGAAAAAGAAGUGGAACUUGAUGACAUUAGGCAUGCACACAGCGCAUUGAAAAAGAGGUGGCAAGGUAAAGGAGAGCUCUUAAGCCAGCUGGAGGUGCAGGUUAAACAUGAGGAAAACUUUGAUAUCAAGGAGAAGAAGCUGAUUGAAGAGAGAAUAAAAGUCUUCAAACUCAAAGGAUUGCUGUGGAAAAGGCUUCAUGAAAUGGAGAAUGCUUUUAGAAGAAAACUUGAGUCAAUGUUGGCAGCACAUCAGGAAGAACUAUUGCAGCUGGCAAAUGAAAAGGAAAAACAAAUUGAAGCAGCAAAUGAAAAGGUUUACUCUGUUGAAGAAGAAAUGCGGGAGCUUCUGCAGGAAAUGGCAAACAAUAAAAAAGCCAUGGAAAAUAAAAUACAACUACUUGCACGUGCACUGAAUGAUAUUCAACAAGAUCUUUGAAGAUUAUUAAUAUUUACUCUAAAAACAUGUAUUACACAAGCUUAAGCAAUUUCAUACACUACAAUGCACUUUUCCUUGUUUUCUAGAGAAUUGUCUCUGUUGUUUAUUUUGGUGGUUCAGGGAUCAGACAUAAAUGUUUUUAUGUUAUAUUCAUAAUAAAUAGUUAUUUCUAACCUA